Anolis carolinensis (green anole) is the source of this 7983-nucleotide messenger RNA. RefSeq names its product BCL2 antagonist/killer 1 (gene bak1). Gene Ontology annotation, biological process: intrinsic apoptotic signaling pathway in response to DNA damage; extrinsic apoptotic signaling pathway in absence of ligand; regulation of apoptotic process. Gene Ontology annotation, cellular component: mitochondrial outer membrane. Bases 250 to 894 code for a protein of 214 amino acids. The transcript has 6 exons. Gene Ontology annotation, molecular function: protein heterodimerization activity; protein homodimerization activity. The record is from RefSeq and is a predicted model, not a curated record. Lineage: Eukaryota; Metazoa; Chordata; Lepidosauria; Squamata; Anolidae.
CUGAACCCUGGCGUCUAUGGUCGCCUUCCUGGCUCCUGGCUCGGUCAAGGCUGUGGCCUCGCCCUCCGCCCGCCGACGAAGCAGGAAGGGGGAGGAUGCGCUAGCUGCUGGGAGGGAGCUCGGCUCAUCCCUGUCUUUCCCGCAGCGGAGGCGAAGAGCGGAGAGGCCGCCGGCCGGGAAGGGCGCGGCUCGCCCGAGAGGAGGAUUUUUGUGGAUUGGCACCUUCUUCUCUCGAAACUCCACUGCAGCAUGGCCUCAAGAAAUGGCAACGACCCAACAGACAGGAGGAGGACAGAGAUACGCAGACCAUCCAUGGAAAUUGCAUUAGAAGACCAGGUGGCUCAGGAGACGGAGGAGGUGUUCCAGAGCUACGCUUUCUACCGGUAUCAACAGGAGCGGGAGCAGACUGAGGGGGAUGUGCCACAUGACCCAGAAAUAGCUGCGAUCCCGCAUGAGCCAAAUAGCACAAAUUGCCAGGUGGGCAGGCGCCUGGCCACUAUUGGUGAUGACAUCAAUGCCCGCUAUGACAAGGAGUUCUCGGAAAUGUUGAAGUCACUCCAGCCAACAAAGGACAACGCCUAUGAGUACUUUAUUAGAAUAGCCAGCAGUUUGUUUGAAAGUGGCAUAAACUGGGGCCGUGUGAUAGCACUGUUGGGCUUCGGCUACAGGAUGGCGAUCCAUGUAUACCAGCAUGGGAUGACCGGCUUCCUGAGGAGAAUUGCCCGCUACAUGGCUGAUUUUGUGCUUCGCAACCGCAUUGCCCGGUGGAUUGCUCAGCAGGGCGGAUGGGUGGCAGCACUGGACUUAAGCAACGUGUACUUGAAGUAUGUGCUGAUAGUGGCGGCUGUGAUCUUGCUAGGCCAGUUUGUGGUGCGGCGUUUCUUCAACCCAUGACCUGAAAGAAGAGGUUGCUGGCCCCAGCUGCUGGCCAGCCAUGGACUCACUGCUCUGCGGUGAUCACUUUGAAGAGAGGAGGAAUCCAAAAACAACCAAAGGAAGCCAGAUGUGCUUUGCCAGCUUGUGCUCCAGAAUUGUCACCAAUUUAUUAAUCAUUCACAUGGAGACUCCAAAAAAAAGCAAAUCCAGAACAUAGUAUUAAAAGGGGGUGGGGGUGGAAGUAAGCAUAGGAAAUGAGGUAAUCACUUUGAGAGGUUUCAGGGGUCCAGUGUUGUGAGAAGGCAAAAGGGAUACGUUUCCUCCACAAACCUUAAGAAGAGUGAAUUUUCUCCCCCAACCCCACAACAUUCUCAGGGCCAGUUGAAUCCUCAUCCCUCUGAAAAGCAAGUGCAUGAGCCCGAUGUAGUAUGGCUGCUUGCUCCCCCUGAAUGUGUUGGGAGCAAUCCUUUAACAUCUUUUAGUUUUUCUAUCACUGAAAUAAUUAUGUGGCUUUUAAUUAUGUAAAUCUAUGUAGAUUUAUCUGAAGAUCAUGUGUGUACUUAGCACCAUCUUGAAAGGGAUUGGGGAAAACCUGUAGCCCAUAGGCCUUAUCCUUCCUACAGGGGGUUGGACUCCAAUUGCAGGAGGCUUUGUUCCACCACAGUCCCAGCUAAAGGGAAUGAAAGAUAUCCCUACCAUAAUCUCUAACCAAAUAUGAUGGAGUGGAUUCAGUUCUCACCCUCAACUGAUACUGACUUCCAACCAUCUCUGGAAGUUCUGACUGAAAAUCCUGUUGCUUUCUCUGGUCCAAAGAUGACCAGUGGGGAGAACAUACUAUCUUAAUCUCUGAAAUCAUGUUGCUUCCCUCAGACCUUUCCAGCGCAAGGAAGUCUAAACUUGACACUCAUCCAAACUUGCAAGCAGUAGCUGAGUCCUGAUUGAAACUUGGACAGUGCUUGCAUUACUGGCUGAGAGCACUACAAAGUCUUCACCCUUUCCUCAUUCAAGGAGGGGAGUGGGUAGAGUGAAACUGGAUUAUUGGCCAAAGUGGAAGGCUGAAAGGUUUUAGCCCAAUUGUGCCAAAUCGUAGCCACCAAGUACCACUGGGUAGGUUUCUGGACCACACCAAUUCCAUACCCCUGCACUAAGAUCCGUGUAUAUUCUCAAAGAAUGUGUACCUAAUGCAUUUUGAGGAAUGGCAUGGAUUUUACAAUAUCAUAUAUGAACCUCUCUCAUCCACCUAAUUACUUCAUAAGACAGAUGUAGAUCUUGGUGGAGCUCUAUCACCUCACUUGUUUUCAGCUACUUGGCAAUGAUCCCUCUUUGUCAUGACAGCGAGAAAGCCCAUUUCAGAAGAGUCCAGACAUGGCUUGCUUCUCUUCCAACUGAAUUCAAAAGAAAGCCCUCCCUCCCUAUUUCUGUCCACCUUAAAAAGGAACAAGCUUUUUUAGGAGGAGCUGGAGAAAGAUGGGAAGUUAAGAUCUUUUGGGAGGGGAUCCAGAUUCCAUUGUAUUCUUUAGCUUUCUGACCAUCACUAUCCAAAAGUUAAAUGUGUUUUACACAUUAACAUCCAAAAGUGAUUUCUUACUAACAAAGCAAUCAAAAUGUCGCUGAAAAACAUACUGGGUAUGUUGAGCCCGUUUGAAAGCCAUACUACUCUUCAUACAGAAAGAGUUGCUCUCAUUGACAUGUCUGCAUCUUGUUUCUGAGUAAAUAUAAAGAUGAUCAGGCGGCAUGUCCAAGGUUUUCAACAGGAACAUUGACUUUCUCUCAGCUGAAAUUGAUGGGCUGCAGAUAUGUUUACCGUUGUUCUGGAUCAUGCUGCUCUGGAGUUUUUCCAAACAUUUCAGAGGAAAUACAGUAAACCAAACAUUUCAAGCCAGCAGGUUUGUAAAGCUGGAGUGUCUCUUUCAAAGGGUUUUCUUUAAAGUCUAUUCUGACUAAAAAAACAUAUUCCUUCCUUAACAUUUCCUUUAUGCAUAAUCUUUUCUUGGUGUUAGAUUUCACAUGGUUGAAAUCUGGCAUAAAACUACUGUUGACUUCAGUGAAGCCAAGAUUUAGAACACAACUGAGUUCUUUUUCCUCGCUUGACAGAGCUUUGUCAAUACACCUGCUUAAUCGUUUCUCCAUAACUUCUGUUACCCAAAGCUCUUUAAAUUGAAAACUUGAAAACUAAGCUUUUAUAUUCUGUGCAUUUUAUUUUUUAAGUCACUCCAUAGACUGAACCUUCUGAAUUCACAUGGCAACAAUAUUUGUUUUUCUUGAAAUAUUAAUUUGGCAAACAGAAUUGUCAUGUGUAUCUCGUGUGUAUUUCUUGCCAGUUUUAUGCAAGAUUACUUUUGAAUUAAAUCCCAUUUUGUUUCCAGGGGGCAUCCUUGUGUUACUUUCAAAUUUCAGAUUUUUUUUUGUUUGUAGUAGUUGCCAGUAAAUUCCAGGGCUUAAAAUAAUAUGUUUGUUGUUGUUCUUGUAUAACAAGAUUUUUUUUUUAAAAAAAACAACCUCAUUGUGAUUCUAACAUAAAGAGGGGCAUAAUUCUUUACACCUUUCAAUGUAGUUUAGUCUUCCAUUUAGUCCAUGACUGAUCCUGACUGCCAUUUUCAUUGUUUCAAAGAUUUAAAAUUAUGUUGUGUGACCUAUCUAUGCACAUAGUCUUAGUAAAUCUCAUUGAACUCAAUGGUACUUACUUCUGAAUAACCCUGUUUCCAUCUCUACAAUCUUUGCAUAGGUCCAUCUCUAUGAUAUUCUACCAAUUUUGGGCAAAAAUAACUGCAACUUUUAUAAAGCCGUACAAUCUUGGAGAAGGCAAACUUUAUGAUGGUUUUCUGAUGAGAGUAGGGCUUUCCUUCUGGUGGCAUGAGUUUUAGAGCUUCUUUUGUAGCCCCUUUCUGCUUUCUUGAUCCAGAGUGUGAGCUAGGAAUGUCCUCCAGAAGCUUGGGAUAAAAGAUUGGUCCUGUUUCCCCCAUGUCUCUUGGCUGACCCUUCCUUGCACCUCCACCCCCAGCCUGCAUUUGCCCUCAAAACACUCAAAUUGAUUUGGGAAGGAGAAAAAAGCUACUGCUCAGACGGAAAAGGCUACAAACUAUCAGAAAAUUGUAGUUGGGAUGAGGGCACCAUAAGAAAACUACUUUCUAAUUACCCUAUGUUCUGUUUAACACUUGCACUGCAGGCUCUCCGGUAUGAAUAAACAAGCUGUCAUUGGUGGUAAUGCUGCUAAUACUCUCCAUGAUGGUUCUGGUACUUUAAAUCAGCAGUUCUGAAAUUAUAGGCCUCCAAACAUUUUGGACUUUAGCUCCCAGAAGCUUCAGCCACUAUAGCCAAUGUCAAGUUCAAAUAAUCUAGAGAGCUAUAGAUGGGGAACCACUGUUCUAGAAGUUUGUUUGGUUUUUUUUGAUAUGUUAAGCAACAUUAUUCCCACCACCACAGUCAUUAUUGCAUUGUAACAGGCAGGGUUCAAUGUAGGCCAUGCUCAAACCCAUGUAAGUACAGAGUACAGAAAACCACUUUCCUAAAAUUCACCAGAACAAUCAGCUAACUUAGGUGACUAAUUCUGGAUGUCAUGGAAAGACAGCAAGUUGUUCAGUUUAUCAGAUGUAAUUAAUUUGUUUUAUUUGGCUGUUUUACUUCCUGGAAGGAAGAGACACUUGUGUGAUUUUCUGCCUUGAUUAUCAAAAUAACUUGACUGCAUGUUGACUUCAGGGAGCCACUUCUAGCAGCAAAAUGAGUGUGCAAAAAUGUAUUAAGUAAUGGGCUGGGAAUGAUGGGAGUUGUUAACCACCAUCAAGUCAACUUCAACUUAUGAUGACUCUAUGAAGAAGGGACCUCCAUGUCACUCUAUCAUCAACUCAGGUCUUACAAACUCAGGGCUGUUACUUCCUUGAUUGAAUCUAUCCAUCUGGAAUGCAGUUUUACUCUUCUCUUACUGCCUUCUACACUCCUAAACAUUAUUUUUAGUAAAUCUUGUCUUUUCAUGAUAUUGUUAAAGUACUAGGGUCCCAGUUUAUUCCCCUUGAUGUCUAGGGAGAGUUCAGGCUUCUUGACUGCAGAUAGUAUAUUUUUGCAUUACUUUCUGAUAACGUCCCUAGCUUCAGUCUAUAGUUCUUUUGGCUCCCAGUCAAAUAGAAUUAAUAGUGCAAAUCUAUUAAAUUCUACAGGAAUGUUCUUCAGAUUUUAUUUUAGUGUUGUGGUUGGUUUAUUGUUCUUUAACAUUACUCUGAUUAUUGAUAUUAUGAGUUUAUGAUCUAUGCCACAAUCUAUUCCUGGUCUGUUUUUGAAGAGAUAAUGGAACUUCUCCAUCUUUUCCUUCAAUUAUAUCAUUUAUUUGAUCAAUCAAUUGUUCUCUUACAUUUUUGAUCUUCCAACAUUGAUUCUACUGUGUUUCCUGCUUUUCCAAUCCAUUUUCCUGUGAUCUUUCCAUUUCUUUUUCUUCUACCUUUAUAGUUGGAGCAUAAAUUUAGGUUAUAGUAAUAUCACUAAAGUCUUACUGAUAUUAUUCUGUUAGACUUUGUUUAAUCCUUUGACUGCUUUUGCAUUCUUCGUUAUUAAUGCCACUCCAUUCUUAGUAGAUUUUCAUUUCCUCAAUUAAAUUCUAUGUAAUGUGAUUCAAAAUGUCAAUUAUUGUCUACUUCAGCUCACUCACUCCAAGUAUAGCAAUGUUUAUAACAUUACUUGUUUUACUAUAUCUGUAUUCCCCUGAUUCAUGCUUUUCUCCUUUCAUACUCCUAUAAGAUGUGUAGCGCAAUUUCCGACUUUUCUUUCAUGUCUGAGUCCAUCAAGAGUUGAACAUCCUUUCACCUUGAGUCCAUUUGCAUCAUUAAUCCCAGCACAACUUGUAGUUGGCUGGUAGUGUGUGGCAGUAACUCAUUGAGUGCCUUCUGGUUUUUGAGUUUCACCUUCUGGCAUUAUCUCUUUAUUUCAUUUUGGAUUGUCUCAUCAUAGGAUUUCCAUAGUAAAAUAUAUUCAAAAAGAAGUUUACUCUGCCUCCUGUGCAGUAAUAACAAGUGUUAGCAGUUGUGUCACUGCUUUUGUAUCUGAGAUCUUUCACCAGUUUGACCUCUCCCCCCUCCUCCAGUACUGCUACUAUACAUAGUUCAACACAAUUUACUAUCCAACAAAUCUGGUAGGUGGUAGGUUGGAGGAGACUGUGAAGUCAAGGCUGCAAAUGCACAGAAAAUGCCAGAUGGCAUAUUGGAAGCAGAAUGGAGCUGCAAUUUAAAGGACGAAGUUCUUAUCAAACUACAAAGCUUUGUAGGUCCCAUUAUCUUAUAAACAGAAUAUAAGCAUAUAUAUAUAUUUUGAUUUGCAGAAUUAAUACCGGACAUGUUGUCUUUGUUCGAACAAUUGUCAAGUUCCCAUCCUCUCUCUUUCCCUGCAGAAGACAGUCAAGAUAGGAGUUUUUCCAUCUUGCUCCUGCAAUAUACAAUUUUAGUAAUGGUCACACUGCCUUUUUCUGGCUUUAAAGUACUGACUCUUGACUGUAGAUUCCUGUGGAUUCUUUGCUGGGGUAGGAAACCUUAUAGUGGUAAGGGUACAGGUUCCAACAUGCUGGUUUGAGAAAUUCCAUCACCAGAGCUUGAAAAUGUUACCAUUUGUGGGGUGGACAACAACUUCAGGAAUAUUUCCAAAGAGUGAUUCAGGGAGCUGUAGUCCAAACAAUAUCUUAUUCUAGCUUAGCUUUUAUCCUUUGGCAGGGAUUGGACUGCAUGGCAGGGAUUGAACUGGAUGAUCUGUGUGGUCUCUUCCAACUCUAUGAUUCUUUUAUUUUGAUUUUUUUGGGAGCUGAUUAGCACAAUAGAUAUUUCCCUAGCUAGCAGAAACGUACCAUUGUUUCUCUCCCUCACCCAUAUUUUAAAUGCAUUAUUUUGCUUGCCAUCACCAAGUCUUACCAUGAAGGGGUUCAUUUACCUCUCCAUCUGAGAUGUAAGAACCAUUGCCACAACAAAACAUUACACACACACUCCUAAUGAGCUUGGGCCUCAUAUCUACAAAAGAUAGAUGCGGGGCUGCUUCAGAUGAGUACUACCUAGCAGUGGGUACCACAUGAGCCAUGCCGGGGAGUCCUUUUUUAAAUGACAUACAUACUUGAAGCCAUUAUGUAGCUGUGAAUUGCCUUUCUUAUUUUUUUGCCUUGCAUUAUAUUUAUUUGACACGCUUUAUACACAGCUUUCAACCACCCCUUGCCCUCAGGGAUUCAAAGGGAACAAAGCCAACACUCUAAAAUCGGGAUGGGAGAUAUCUUCAGAUGCUCUUGAAUUGCACUCCCAUCUAUAACCUUACUAUGCAGUUUGGGAGUUGUGGCCCAGCAAUGUCUGCAAGCCACAUACUUGAUCAAGAGGUACUCAGUACAUCUAAAGAACAGGCAGAAUCCUUUUUUGUUCAUUAUCUUCCCUGCCUAAAUUCCAAGCUAGGUGCUAGAAAUGUUAAUAAUGUCAAGUUACUUUUAAAUGCAGAGAAAAAUGCUGUUACCUUGGAAUCACUUAGUUUGGAUUGAUGGCAUUUAGAUACAUGUGGCUUGGACUUUGGAGAACUGACAGCUUUGAACUCAUGUCCUGUACAGAUAGAGGGUCAGGUUUUUUGGUCUCCACUUGUUUUGUAGUUUGCAGGACAGCUGUAUGCAAUGUUCAAUAUAAUGUAUACAUCCAGCCAUGAUUUUUCUUCUGGUCUUAAAAAAGAACAAGGAGGAAAGCAGGGGAGAUUUAUUUGGGACUAAGGAUAAAUAAGGUAGUGCAAUCACUUUUCAGGCAAAUAAAAGAAAUAUAUUCCAUUCUACCUCCAUCAGAGAAGACAAGAAGAGAUCUUUGUGUGGUGGAGAUGGUGGUGCUCCUGCCCCAAGGAUAUGCAGCAGACGUGCCUCUUUGCUCACACAUCCCAAAUCAGUUUGUGGGGUGAGAUGGUUUCAUCACAUGGCAUAUCCAUGGGGAAUGCACUGGCUUGUUUACUGGAAAGCUGCUUAUUUUAUGUACUUUUUUAAAAAUUCUAAAUUGUUAAGUGCCCCAUUUACUAUUGCACACUAUUGGCACUAAAAUUUAAAUAGUUAAAUGUUGAGAAUGUCAAGCAGCUGUAAUAUAUAUGCGGUAUGUAUUUCAGAAUAAAAGUUAUAUGCAAAUUUCA